UAAGCAAAAAUUUUAAAAAUCGUGUUUGUGAAGUUUUAGUGACGGCUACCAGCGACUGCGUUGUUGUUAUUUGCUUUUCAAUUGAAUCUUAUUAAUUAAAGGAAAGGAUUGAAAUAUUUGGAUUUUAAAAUGAAAAUCGAGGAAGUCAAGAGUACUGCAAAAACACAGAGAAUAUCUGCACAUAGCCAUAUAAAGGGCUUGGGAUUAGAUGAAAAUGGUGUACCCAUUCAGAUGGCAGCCGGUCUCGUGGGCCAAGAAUCUGCAAGAGAAGCUGCAGGCAUUGUGGUUGACAUGAUUAGAAGCAAAAAGAUGGCUGGUCGGGCUCUAUUACUAGCAGGGCCACCAGGCACUGGUAAAACUGCUAUAGCCCUGGCCAUAGCGCAGGAACUUGGCAAUAAGGUACCUUUCUGCCCUAUGGUAGGUAGUGAAGUAUACAGCACGGAAAUCAAGAAAACUGAAGUGCUCAUGGAAAACUUUCGUCGUGCAAUUGGACUUCGUAUAAGAGAGACAAAAGAGGUAUAUGAAGGAGAGGUAACUGAACUUACUCCUGUAGAAACAGAAAAUCCAGCUGGUGGUUAUGGUAAAACUGUUUCACAUGUAAUUAUUGGACUUAAAACGGCAAAAGGUACAAAACAAUUGAAGUUAGAUCCUACUAUUUAUGAAUCAUUGCAAAAAGAAAAAGUUGACGUUGGAGAUGUUAUUUACAUAGAAGCAAACUCUGGUGCUGUAAAGAGGCAAGGUAGAAGUGAUACAUUUGCAACCGAGUUUGAUUUAGAGGCUGAAGAAUAUGUACCAUUGCCUAAGGGUGAUGUACACAAAAAAAAAGAAGUUGUCCAAGAUGUAACUCUUCAUGAUCUAGACUGUGCUAAUGCCAGACCCCAAGGUGGACAUGAUAUUAUGUCAAUGAUGGGGCAACUGAUGAAACCAAAGAAAACUGAAAUUACUGACAAACUAAGAAAAGAAAUUAACAAAGUAGUUAAUAAGUACAUUGAUCAGGGAAUAGCUGAAUUAGUGCCGGGUGUUUUGUUCAUUGAUGAGGUUCAUAUGCUUGAUAUAGAAACAUUUACGUAUCUCCAUCGUGCCUUAGAAUCUGCGAUAGCUCCUAUUGUUAUAUUUGCAACAAACAGAGGACGCUGUCAAAUAAGAGGGACAGAAGAUAUUAUCUCACCUCACGGCAUCCCACUAGAUCUGUUAGAUAGGCUUUUGAUAAUUCGCACAUUGCCUUAUAACAAAGCUGAACUACUCCAGAUAUUGAAAUUAAGAGCAUCAACGGAGGGCAUAUCUAUAGACGAGGAAGCACUUACAGCAUUAUCAGAGGUUGGCGCUAACAGUACACUCAGAUACGCGGCGCAGUUGCUGACGCCGGCGGCGCUGGCAGCGCGGGCGGAGGGCGCGGCGCGCAUCUCUCCGCAGCACGUGCGCGACGUGCACACGCUGUUCCUGGACGCCAAGUCGUCUGCGCGCAUCCUCACUCAGCACUCCGAUAAAUACAUGAAGUAGCACCACUCCCACCUCCAUUUGUACGGGUUUUUUUAAAAUUCUUCUGUGCAAUUUUUCAUCCAGUAGAUUCAAUGAAGAGAUUGAGAUAAAUUAGGAGAAUGAUGUUUAUUUUGAAGAACAUGUUCUAUUUUACUGUUAUGUAACAGAAAAUUCAGCCUGAUACAGUUAUUCCUAUUAUUGACAGGAAUAAUAUUAAAAUUAAAACAUUAAGCAAUAAAUAUUGUAUAGACUUAAUAGUUAUAAAGAUGCCGGCGGUUAUUAUAGUAACAAUAUGUUACAGAUGUGCAACAAAAUAUAACUUUUGAAUAAACUAGGUACAGCUUUAUCGAAUCUCUGGCUUUGUAAUGAUUUUUUGUCUCAUUUUUUGUACAACUUAGUACUUUAAAAAACUUAAAGGUGUCAGUUCAAUUUGUUAUACAUUUUUCUUCCUUGCCUUUGUAAAAUGUGAGCAAGAAGCCUCGGUUUUCUUUAAUUUUACCACUUUUUAGUUUAAAGUAGAAUAAGUAGUUUUGUUUACUUAAUGUCACACAAUUGCAAAACGAUUCCAGGAGAAUGAAGUGUUUAAACACAUAAAAUGUUUAAUAAAUAAGAUUUUAUUAAAA
This is a messenger RNA of Nymphalis io (European peacock), 2102 nucleotides long. RefSeq names its product ruvB-like helicase 1 (gene pont). Gene Ontology annotation, biological process: box C/D snoRNP assembly; regulation of transcription by RNA polymerase II; chromatin remodeling. Bases 130 to 1500 code for a protein of 456 amino acids. Lineage: Eukaryota; Metazoa; Arthropoda; Insecta; Lepidoptera; Nymphalidae. The transcript is spliced from 10 exons. The record is from RefSeq and is a predicted model, not a curated record. Gene Ontology annotation, molecular function: DNA helicase activity; ATP binding; ATP hydrolysis activity. Gene Ontology annotation, cellular component: Swr1 complex; Ino80 complex; R2TP complex.